Molecule: messenger RNA, 3535 nt
Organism: Synchiropus splendidus (mandarinfish)
Lineage: Eukaryota; Metazoa; Chordata; Actinopteri; Syngnathiformes; Callionymidae
Product: mannose-P-dolichol utilization defect 1 protein-like
Exons: 7
Coding region: 1016-1726 (236 amino acids)
Biological process (GO): oligosaccharide biosynthetic process
Source: RefSeq, a predicted model, not a curated record
UGCAGACGAUGGAGAGGAAGACCAGAGGGUACAGAGAGACGGCAAUGAAGUUGGAGCACUUUGCGGUGGACAUGUUGAUGGAGGGGCGACGGCUUGUCAAGUGUCCUCGCACCUCGCAGCCUCACGCUUUUUUUCCGCUUUGUUCCUCUUUUGGAGAGGAGAAGCUGGUGAUGACACUUCGAUAAGUGUUGAUACAGGAAAAGGAAACACAUAAGAAUAUUAAACUCCAGAGAGGCUGCUGAGCAGAUGCGCAUUCACAAGGUUCUUCUGCAACUUUGUUCUCAGAGAUCAGAACAUACUGUUGCAAGAGAAACAAAGCACAAGCAUGACAUCGCAUAUAAAGAUAAAGAAGAACAAAGACCUUGUUUUGGAAGACAGUUAUUAGCCAGCAAAAAAACAUUAUUUUGUCAUAUUGGCCCUUUGAUGUUUGUGAUGCAACAUUUAUAAUAUAUAGUGUCAUCUCUAGAAUCAGAAUCAAAUGUAUUGCCAUGGUCAGUGAGGAGCCCACCAACUAGAAAAGUGUUUUAGAAUAAAGUGCUGACAAAAAUAAAUAAAUAAAUGAAAUAAAAAUACAAUAACUAAAUAAAAACAACAAAGGCUGUUCACGAAUUAAUCUCUAUGAAAUCUCCAUUUGAAAAUCUGCUAACAGGAAGUUUACAGUUGUGUUAUUUUCACACAGGAGUUGCAUUUUUAUCCCCCUCGAUUUAAUAAUUAAAAAGGCGCUGCUUAAUUGAACUCAAAUGUUUUCUAUUGUGACGGUAAACGCGCACUUUAGAUGCGCCACGCCUCUAAAGAGUUUAGGCGCUCUUUUCUGAAGCAUAACCUGCCCGUUAAGUUGGUAUUUUGUGCGUGUGUUGACAUCAAAUGAAGACGGUGUGCAACGCAGGUCGUGCUCGGAGUGACGGAUGACUUCCGGACUACAGAUGUGGGCGUGGUUUUGAAGUCCUCGGGAGUUUCGUAAAUAUUUGGGGAGAACUUCGCUCCCCAUUCCAGCGGUCCGGGCUCGACUCCCAACAUGGCAUCGUCUUCCUUGAAACAGUUCCUGGUGCUUUAUUUAAUGCCCGAAAAGUGUUACGAGAAACUGCUGGUGAACUUUGACUUUCACGCGCCAUGUCUCGUCUUCGUCCUGAGGAAGAUCUUCUCCUUCUGGAUCAUGUUGGACGCACUUUUCGCCCAGCUCUCUCAGCUGCUGAAGGUCCUGUGGACAGGAAGCGCCGAGGGUCUGAGUUUGACCGCGGCGCUGCUGCAGCUUUACGCCUUCUCAUGUCCGGUGGUUUACGGCGUGGCCAGCAACUUCCCCGUCAUUGCGUGGGGCGAGCGGCUGUUCGUGGUGUGUCAGACGGCGUUGAUGGUCUUCCUCAUCCUCCACUUCCGCGGCCGCUCCCUCUCAGGGUUGCUCCUCCUGUCGGUCUUCAGCGGGUCCAUGUUCCUCCUGGGCUCCUUCGCCACCACAGAGGUCCUCUCAGCGCUACAGGCGUCCACCUCAGCCGCCAUCGUCCUCAGCAAGGCGGCGCAGGUGGCAGCCAACCACACCAUCGGCCACACGGCUCACCUGUCCACCACGUCGGUGCUGCUCACCUGGAUGGCGUCUCUGGGUGAGGCCUUCAUCUCCAUGCAGGACAGCGGCGUCUCACUGACCACGCUGACCUUCACCGUGUCCGCCUGCCUCAGCUGUGUCCUGCUGGCCCAGGUGCUCAGCUCCAGCCCCAAACUGAAGGGCGACUAGAUGGCGGCACACAUGGCGGGAAAACGCCAAAUGUUUACACACACUACGUUUCUGACAGGUCAUGUUUAUAUGUUACACGCACAACUAUGGACCAAUCAGGGAUUAAAGGCUUCUUCUCCCGUGACUUGAGGUUCCACAGUGGAGAAACGGCGCCUUUACAAGUCAAAGAGCGCCACCUAGUGGGCUUAAAGGCAUGCAUGCCAAACAGACCAUUACUACGACACACAGUACACUCAUAUUCAGCGAGAGACGUAAACACACCUCACACACACUAGCGAAGAUCACAUAGCCUUUUAUUGAACAUAUCUGCAUAUCAAGUCAUCAAAAAAGCAUUUUUGUCUCAUCAGACCAAACAAUAGUUAAAUUCAUGGGGGACGUUUUAGGGGAGAAACAUGGCUCAGAAGCAGAAGAAAACCGCAAUAUUCUCUGCUCAAUUUAAAAGAAACUUAGUUAAAAUUGAUGAAUUAUAUUUUACUCAUCUUUUUAAAUAGAUGUUUUCGUCACACAAACUACUUCAUCAUGUUUACAAAAUCAUGUUUGUGUCACAAAUCUCAGUGUUUGUACAACUAUUGGCACAUUUUUACCAUCAUGUUUCAUCAACUUGGUGUGUACGAAACACAAUAGUACACUUCAAACAAUACCAUUUAUUUGUAAUACGCUUUCAGAUUCUGCAUGUAAUUAUGCAAAUGCAACUUCAUCGCGCCCAUGAAAGUAAAGGGGAAUAAACGAUAUAAAUAUACUGUUUUUGGCAAAAGUUUUGUAACACGCAUCUUAUAUUGCUGUUUGUCAAUGCAUCAAUAAUGUUAAAGCAAUUCUGAACUUUAGAAAUGAAAAUAGAUUCGAUAUUCUUCUGGUACAGGAGUGACUGAAUUAAGGCAGUGCAGAGGUAGCGACCGCUCUGACUUCGAGGUAGUUUUUCUGUACUCACUGUACAGUAUUCAGCACUGAAGACUUCAAAUCAUACAGACCUUGAAAUCGUGACCUUUGUUUCAUGUCGUGGUCGCUUCAUUUUGUUCUUGAACCUUCUGCUGCCCCUUGCUGGUCACAACAAAGGACAACAUUUAAAUCACAUCUAAACAAACCACCCGAUUCAAACCGAACCCUUCUGGCUCAUGGUUCAUCAAAGGAGUGUAGAAACUACACAGCAAAUGUGUGCGACGUGAAGAUAAUAUCGAUAAACACAAACGGUCUUCUCACUAGAGAAACAACCUUCAAGAGGCCCGACCUGUUGAUGCUACUGCAAGUACUUCUAAGUACCAUCUACUGUGUAACAGUACUGUUGAAUAAAACAAUCUUCACCAAUUAGCCAUAACAUUACGGCCAGUAAUUCCACAAUGAUGAUUGUAUUCCUCCAUUCAGUUGUCAUGGAAACGAUCUGCUACAUAGUUCAAUGAAGUUUUAGUUUGGUCCUGGAGUUGUUGAGGUUUAGAUCUGUGGUACUGACCACUGCAGAGGCCAAACAGGGGCCAUAUUGUUACGGCUAACGUUGCAGCGAUGGACAUUCAUGAAAGAGGUACAAACGGGAGCAGAGCUGCUUCAGUCCUGGUUCUGUGACCUUGCUCUGGAGGACCAACGCUGCUCCUUCAGCUCCGUCUCCUCCUCACUUUAACCUGGCGUAGACUUUACGCAGCUCGUCCCAGAAGAACAGACACAGGAUGGUGUGCGGUCCGACCCGGAAGUACGACGCCCCCAGCCCUUUGUAGACGCCCAGGAAACCUUCCUUCUUCAGAGUCUUGGAGAAGCAGUCGGUGAAUCCCUUGUAGAGGAGACCCUGAAGCAGAAGGAGAACCGAUCGCAACAACUGAUGAA